This is a messenger RNA of Suillus discolor, 249 nucleotides long. RefSeq lists its product as uncharacterized. Lineage: Eukaryota; Fungi; Basidiomycota; Agaricomycetes; Boletales; Suillaceae. The transcript has a single exon. The annotation marks the transcript as partial. The record is from RefSeq and is a predicted model, not a curated record.
GUCGCACUAAUAACCAGCAUAGCCGAAGGUAUCGGACGCGAUAUUGCCCUGCGGCUUGUAGAGGACGGACUUGACAUCGCCAUCACAGACUUGAAAUCACAGUGCACGAAGCUCGACGUCGCGGACGAGAUGGAGGCGCAAGGGAGGCGGUGCGUUGGCUUGGAAUAUGAUGUGUCACCAGAGGGGGUCCAGUACAUGGUGCAGACUACGGAGAAAGAGUUCAACGGUUUGGACGUGGUGGGUGCCUCG